This is a messenger RNA of Penicillium oxalicum, 573 nucleotides long. Its product is annotated as 2-hydroxy-palmitic acid dioxygenase MPO1. The coding region runs from base 1 to 573 and encodes 190 amino acids. The transcript has 4 exons. The record is from RefSeq and is a predicted model, not a curated record. NCBI's taxonomy places the organism in Eukaryota, Fungi, Ascomycota, Eurotiomycetes, Eurotiales, Aspergillaceae. Gene Ontology annotation, biological process: sphingoid catabolic process. Gene Ontology annotation, cellular component: endoplasmic reticulum.
AUGGCGUUGAACCUCGAGAAACAGCUGCUCUUUUAUGGAGCGUAUCACAAUAACCCCGUAAAUGUUGCCAUCCAUAUUACUUGCGUGCCCAUCCUGCUCUUCACGGGAAUCGUACUGGCGUGUAACUGCCCAACACUGGCCCCGACUCCGGAUAUCUUGACGUCCAACUACCUUCCUUUGAAUGCCGGCACCAUCGGAGCUUUUAUAUACGCCUUUUUCUACAUCCUCCUUGAGCCAUGCGCGGGCGGUCUAUUGGCUCCGCUAGUGAUUUGCUUCGCGGCGGUCGGGAAUUAUCUUCUUGGAACAUACGGCGCAGAUGUCAAUUACUGGGCCGCUGGCAUCCAUGUUGUCUCGUGGCUGGCCCAGUUCGUCGGCCACGGGAAAUUUGAGGGUCGCGCUCCGGCUCUUUUGGACAAUCUGGUGCAGGCAUUGCUUCUUGCGCCACUGUUUGUCUGGAUGGAGGUCCUCUUCUUCUUCGGCUAUCGCCCCGAGCUUAAGGCGCGGAUGGACAAGAAUGUUGAGAUGGAGAUAGCCAAGUUUCGCAAGGAGCAGAAGGCCCAAGCAGCAAAGUGA